UCUGUCAUCUGAGAUCCUCCUCAGUCUCUCACUGUUUACCCACCGCCGGCCCGGUUGCAGUCUGCAUGCUCAGGAUUACCAGAGGCCUCUUCUUUCAGUGCCAACAUCUCUGCCUUCCUUUGGCUGGCGUCUUUGGGAUAUAGAGGGGGGUUCUGAAGGUCUGAGCUGAGGGGGCUGCAGAGGAGAGCCGGGACCGAGGAGGCCCACAUCCCUGAUUGCUUCUCCUCUCUUCUCUCUGGUCUUUUUGGAGUUCUGGUUUGGUUCUUUCGGGCAGGAUUGGGGGGUUUGGAGGACUCCACUACAUCAUGGAUCACUCUCUGUUUGGUUGCCUCCGCAGCCCUGCCGCUCAGGGUCUGCACCCCGCCAUCACCUCCUCACCUCUGACCCUGCAUGGCCGCAGUGACCACGUCUCCUACCUGGACCUCCCAAGCUCCUCGCCCCCCUGUAACUUCUCUGCAGGAGACGAUAGUGGUGUGUAUAACACUGCAGUGCACAGAGGUCACCUGACCCAACAGCCCCCAACUGCCUGGACAGUCCCCUUUCAGAUACCUUCACCUAGCACUCGUCAUGGGGUCUGUCUGCCAGCGCUAGAGGCCACAGCACCUGAACUUUGUUCAGGGGGGACAGGUUUGGACAGCGAAGACCCGGCGGCUGAGUCUGUGGAUUAUGGACAACAGAGUUUGUCUGUAGAGGACGCAGAGAGACGGAGUGGUGGAGGAAAGAAUGAAAUCACAGAGUCCCAGGACGGGAGCUAUAAGUCAGACAUGAACAGCAAACCCAGGAAGGAGCGCACAGCCUUCACCAAGGAACAGAUCCGAGAGCUGGAGUCCGAGUUCGCUCACCACAACUAUCUGACCAGACUGAGACGCUACGAGAUUGCCGUCAACCUCGACCUCACCGAAAGACAAGUGAAGGUUUGGUUCCAGAACAGGAGAAUGAAGUGGAAGCGAGUGAAAGGAGGCCAGCAGGGGGCAGCAGCGCGGGAGAAAGAACUGGUGAAUGUUAAAAAAGGGACGUUACUGCCGUCUGAGUACUCCGGGAUCGUAGGACUGCAGCGCUCAUCGAGCCCACCGAGGACGACCACAGAGGACAGUCAGGACAGUGACCAGAGCUCCCAGCAGCCUCACUUAUGACCUGCAGGGGUGCUAAUGGAUGGGACAGAGGACACUUUGGUGAGACAAGAAAAAUCUAGAGAACAAAUCCUCCCAAUAGCCUAUGAAAUGGGACUGAAAGUACAUUCCAGAGGUUCUUUAAACUGAAGCAAGAACUUGGAAUUUGCACUGUCAAAGGUUUGUUUCAGUGAAAUGUUAAAACAUUUUGUACGAUGAACUGAAGUUGCAGCACACAUGCUUUUGCAUUAAUUUAUCAAAGUCAAAGACUGUUAUCCCGUUUAAACCUUCUUGAUCUUUUUUUACAUUGAAUGAUGAAACUGGAGCUUUCAAAUUUGUAUUUUUUCCACACUCCUUUCUAAAGUUUACAAACUUUUUACCUGCAAG
Notolabrus celidotus (New Zealand spotty) is the source of this 1496-nucleotide messenger RNA. Its product is annotated as homeobox protein MOX-2-like. Gene Ontology annotation, molecular function: DNA-binding transcription factor activity, RNA polymerase II-specific; RNA polymerase II cis-regulatory region sequence-specific DNA binding. Gene Ontology annotation, cellular component: nucleus. Gene Ontology annotation, biological process: positive regulation of transcription by RNA polymerase II. The record is from RefSeq and is a predicted model, not a curated record. The transcript has 3 exons. The coding region runs from base 306 to 1133 and encodes 275 amino acids. Lineage: Eukaryota; Metazoa; Chordata; Actinopteri; Labriformes; Labridae.